Messenger RNA from Macrobrachium nipponense, 2488 nucleotides. Its product is annotated as probable ATP-dependent RNA helicase DDX31. Lineage: Eukaryota; Metazoa; Arthropoda; Malacostraca; Decapoda; Palaemonidae. Gene Ontology annotation, molecular function: ATP binding; RNA helicase activity; nucleic acid binding. Gene Ontology annotation, biological process: ribosome biogenesis. The transcript is spliced from 15 exons. Gene Ontology annotation, cellular component: nucleus. The record is from RefSeq and is a predicted model, not a curated record. The coding region runs from base 150 to 2366 and encodes 738 amino acids.
CAUUGACUUGCCUCUCGUGUGGUGUCGUGUUUGCUGGUCGAGCUUUGGGCGCAAUCUGUCAUUCUGCAACAAGAAAACCUACGCAUUUGAGUCGUGCAAGUGCAAAGAGUCUCUUCUUUGAGAAGAAUAACGUAAAGCUGUUGAAGGCUAUGCCCAUCUGCACCUCCGAAAUGGAAGAAUCCACAGAGAAAAAACUAGUGUUGAACAUGAAGAACAGCUCUGAUGUGAAACACCAGGGCUACUUUGAAGACUUUAACAAGAGGAAAAGGAGUGAUGAAGGUGAUUAUAUUGAACAUUCUGCAAAAGUCAAGAAAAAGAAAUUCGAACAUAAAACAGUGUCGAGGGAAAGUAAUUUUGGUCAAAAUUCUCCAGGAGGUGGUGCUCAGGAAAGCUCAGAUGCCCCCAGUCGUGUUGUGAAACUUGUUGGAGCUGCUGGUUUUGAUAAGGAAACUUCAGAUGAGAGGAGAGAUGUUUUAACAUCACUAUUUAAAGGAAAUCCAGAAAUUCCCUACGUACCACAGUCGCACGUUGAGCGAAUUUCAGAAAAGGUGUUUUCUGAUAGUAAUUUUGAAAAACUGGAUAUUGCUCCACAAAUUGUCUCAAAUUUAAAAAAGUACGGCUUUACUUCAAUGACUGUAGUUCAGCAGAGGAGUAUACCACAUGUUUUAGCAGGGAAGGACUCUCUUAUCAAAUCACAAACAGGAUCUGGGAAAACUUUGACAUAUGCAAUUCCUAUUGUUCAUAGGCUGAUGACGCAAGAUCAACGUGUAAAUCGUACUGAUGGACUUCUUGCACUUAUCAUUGUACCAACAAGAGAGCUGGCAUUGCAAAGUUACCAGUGGUUUGAGAAGCUGUGCAAGUCUUGUGUGUGGGUUGUCCCUGGCUACCUUAUCGGUGGAGAAAAGAAGAAAGCUGAAAAAGCCCGUCUGCGUAAAGGUAUAAAUAUUCUCAUAGCUACUCCAGGUCGUCUGAUUGAUCAUGUUCAUCACACUAAAUCCUUAAGCCUGGCCACCGUCAAAUAUCUUGUCAUUGAUGAAGCUGACAGAUUGUUGGAUUUAGGGUAUGAGAGAAAUAUGACAAGUAUAAUGGAGUCUCUGAAGGAGCAGCAGCCAAGUUUGGAAAAGUGUAGACAGACCAUCAUGUUGUCUGCCACUCUUUCUGCAGGAGUGGAGAAACUUGCAGGGAUGAGUCUGUUGUCUCCCAAAGUAAUUGAUGUCAGUCAUGAUGGAUUGGAGGAUGAUGAUGAGAAGUUGUUGUCAACUGAAGCAUUGGCAACUCCAGAAAAUCUUUCUCAUCAUUAUAUUUUAGUUCCAGCCAAAUUAAGGCUUGUUACAUUGGCAGCAUUUAUUUUGUCAAAAUGUAUGUAUGGCGAUGAAAGGAAAAUAAUUAUUUUCUUUGCAACUCAGGAUAUGGUGGACUAUCAUACAGCUCUCUUCUCACAAGUAUUGUCCAAAUACUGGAAUGAUAACAAACCAAGGAAAGAAGAAAAAUCAUCCCUUACUAGACGAGCAGAAAGAGUCCUUGCUGGUUAUGAAGAUGAAAGUGAAGAAGAUAGUAGCAGUGAUGAUGAUGAUGUUGAGGAAGAGGUUGAAGAACAAGAGGGUGCUAUAUCUUUCCAAAAGCUACAUGGAAAUAUGACACAAGAGGACAGAUCAUCAGUUUUCAGAACUUUUAAGGAGGCAUCAGCUGGAGUUUUGAUGUGCACUGAUGUAGCAGCUCGAGGCUUAGAUUUGCCAAAAGUAUGUUGGAUUGUGCAGUUCAAUGCCGCAUGUACCGCAGCAGAUUAUGUGCAUCGUGUGGGACGCACUGCUCGAGUUGAUGCUUCAGGCUCAGCGUUAAUAUUUUUAGCCCCUGCAGAAUCUUCUUAUAUCCAGAUGUUGGAAAGUCACAAGAUCAUAUUGCAGGAGGUAAAAAUGCAAAAAGUCUUGGGGACGCUGAAGUUCAUUUCUUCAGAAGCAAAGUCUCAACACCAUGCCCUUGAAGAAAGUGCUACUGGCCUUCAGCUUCGAGUUGAAAACCUGCUUCUUUCAGAUAAACAUCUUCAUGACUUGGCUAGGAAAGCUUAUGUGUCUUUUGUGCGGUCAUAUGCAUCUUACCCAAGGCAGCUUAGAGAAAUGUUCAACUUCAAAGCACUGCAUCUUGGCCAUUAUGCUAAAAGCAUGGGAUUGAGGGAUACCCCUAGUGCUCUUGGAGCAUCUGCUGCCUUCAAAGCCAAGCGAGAGAUCAAAGAAAAGAGGGAAAAGAAAGAGAAGAAAAUGAGAAUACAAAGGAUGAGACAACUUCCCGGCAAGAUACCCAGGCAUGCUGAAGUGUCUGAAUUUGAUAGUGGCCUUGACACCAUCCCUAAAAAGGACAGAAAAAAAUAAUUACAUGAAAAUAUUUUGUUUUUGCUGUAAAUAUGAUCGUAUUUAUAGUUAUGAGUUUUUCAUAGAAAAUUUUAAGAUUUGUUGUAAAUAAUGUAGUUUUUAAAUUAUAAUAUAAGGCUUAC